AUGACGGGUCGUUGGGCGAGGAGGAGAACGGAGUCGGGCUAUCUUCCAGCUGCCAAAUCGACGUUUCCACUUGGCUUCUGGCUGUCACGUGCAAAGAUUCCGGCCAGCAGAGGGUCUUUUUGGGGGUCUCAGCCACUUGACGAGUCGUCGUUUUUCUCCUCCCACCACCACAAGCUCCCCUCAAGACAACACCCAAUGGCCCGUACCAAGCAAACCGCUCGCAAGUCGACUGGAGGCAAGGCCCCUCGUAAACAACUUGCCACCAAGGCCGCCCGCAAGACCGCACCUGGCCCGACAGGUGGUGUCAAGAAGCCCCAUCGUUUCCGGCCUGGUACCGUCGCGCUCCGUGAAAUUCGUCGCUACCAGAAGUCGACUGAGCUGCUCAUCCGCAAGCUCCCCUUCCAGCGUCUUGUACGUGAGAUCGCCCAGGACUUCAAGACGGACCUCCGUUUCCAGUCGAGCGCUGUCAUGGCCCUCCAGGAGGCUGCCGAGGCGUACCUUGUCUCGCUCUUCGAAGACACUAACCUCGCAGCCAUCCACGCUAAGCGCGUCACCAUCCAACCCAAGGACCUCGCUCUUGCCCGCCGUCUCCGUGGCGAGCGCUCGUAA
This is a messenger RNA of Mycena indigotica, 609 nucleotides long. RefSeq names its product histone H3. The record is from RefSeq and is a predicted model, not a curated record. The coding region runs from base 1 to 609 and encodes 202 amino acids. Gene Ontology annotation, cellular component: nucleosome. The transcript is spliced from 6 exons. NCBI's taxonomy places the organism in Eukaryota, Fungi, Basidiomycota, Agaricomycetes, Agaricales, Mycenaceae. Gene Ontology annotation, molecular function: protein heterodimerization activity; structural constituent of chromatin; DNA binding.